This is a messenger RNA of Ceratina calcarata, 1064 nucleotides long. RefSeq names its product alpha-ketoglutarate-dependent dioxygenase AlkB (gene AlkB). The record is from RefSeq and is a predicted model, not a curated record. The transcript is spliced from 3 exons. Gene Ontology annotation, cellular component: cytoplasm; nucleus. Gene Ontology annotation, biological process: oxidative RNA demethylation. Lineage: Eukaryota; Metazoa; Arthropoda; Insecta; Hymenoptera; Apidae. The coding region runs from base 86 to 1003 and encodes 305 amino acids. Gene Ontology annotation, molecular function: ferrous iron binding; broad specificity oxidative DNA demethylase activity; oxidative RNA demethylase activity.
UAUAAAAAUUUCUUUUGAAAACUACAGUAGCGACCUCUUCCCACUGGCAAACUGUUAAACAUGGCGAGGUCCACGGUCCGAAAUAAUGUUCAGAGAUAGUUUUAAGUAUUAUAAAAGUCGGGAUCCAAAUACCGAUUUAAGAGAUGUGAUCGAUUUCAAUAAGCCCGAUAAUAACAAGUUUAGAUUCCGAAGGAAAUUCCUCGAGGAACGAUAUGAACAUGGAUUGGGAUUGAAACCGGUGAAGGAUUGGCAAGUCUUUGAUCUCAUAGAUAUCCCAGGGCUUAUUUUUAUAAAAAAUCCAUUCACUGCCCAUGGACAGAAGUAUUGGAUUAUAAAAUGUUUGAAAGAGUACUCGAAGAAACCAUAUAAACUAAACCUGGAUGCACACAAGCUUUUAAACGAUGACGAAGAUUGGUGGGAUGCAUGUUUCAAAUCUGAUAAAAGAAAAGUACUGCUACCAAAAUUAAGGUGGGCAACGUUGGGAUACCACCAUAACUGGGACACAAAAUUAUAUUCCGAAACAUGGAAGUCAGAAAUGCCUUCUGAAUUGUCACUGUUGACUUCGUUUCUGGCACAGACGUUAGGUUUUAACGAUUUCAAAGCUGAAGCAGCGAUUGUUAAUUAUUAUAGAAUGAAUUCUACCUUGGCUGGCCAUACUGAUCACUCCGAGGUGAACGUUGAAGCACCUUUGUUCUCCGUGAGUUUUGGACAAACUGCGAUAUUUUUAAUCGGCGGACUUAGGCAAGAGGAUCCAGCCAACGCAAUAUUUUUAAGAAGCGGAGACGUAGUAGUAAUGUCUGGGAAAUCACGUUUGAUGUAUCACGGUAUACCAAAAAUUUUAUCAACCACGGAAGCACCAUGGAAUCACGAGACAGAAUCGAACGACAAUGAUCUGUAUGCAUUGGACCCAGAGGAUUGGAACAACGCGAGAGAUUACAUUUCUGAAGCUAGAAUAAAUAUGAAUGUGAGACAAGUGUUGAAACCUGGACAAUCGCUAUUGUAAAAUAUUGUACAAAACAGUUGCCUUGUACAGUUUUUAUUAAAAAAUACUUAUAUCAAUUAUA